This is a messenger RNA of Paramuricea clavata, 6471 nucleotides long. NCBI's taxonomy places the organism in Eukaryota, Metazoa, Cnidaria, Anthozoa, Malacalcyonacea, Plexauridae. The record is from the annotation of a GenBank genome assembly.
AUGCAGAAUAAUAAAACUCGCAAGUCCUCAGCAUCAACUGCUUGAAUGCACGCUGUUGUUUUUUAAAAGUUAAAACGAUUUCAGAAGUCAAGAGGCCUGCAAAAAUGACUUUCGACUUGGUUUUAAGUUCACUUCUUUAUCAUGGAAGGGAAUGGUUUGUAUUUCAGGACAUUUUGACGCAUCUACCUCAAGAAAAAGCUACCGCAGCAACCCAGCAUUCGAAGACCACUCAGAAAUACACCUAUCGCUUUGGUAUAACACGAGAUUGGGUGACUGGCGAUGGCAGAAAAGUUCUCGUUGAUCGCCAUUUCAUCGAUUCAAAUGAUCCGGGACGUACUUUAAUCUUUAGCAGCGUACUUAUAGACGCUGAGCGAGUGGAGAAGCUGUUUCUUGAAAGCUUUAACAAAAGAUUUCGCCUAAAAGUUCAGCAGUUUCAUUUGACCGCAACCUCUUUGGAUUCUGCGUGGUUCGAAUGGCAAUUCGACCCAAAGCAGAAGGACGGUUGUGCCGUGAAGAAGACGAAGCUGACUGUUGAGCAAAGCGACCGCCAAGCAUCAAGAGCACAAGAGAAAACGCCUCAGAAUAAUCAAAAUAGUGAUAGUGAGAAUAUGACACCCAACUUAUCGUCCAAUGAAGAUCAACAAACCACUCUGGCCUCAAAGAGAAGAAGACCCAUCUCGGAGAAUGAAGAUCAAUCGAACGGUGAUUAUUCACCAUCCAUAUCGGAGUCUGUGCUGAUGCGACCAAGAAAGAAGGCGAAAGAAGCAAAUUUAUCCAUCUCUAAAUACCUCGACCAGCAGGAGGAUGAAAAACCUAACACUAUGGAACAGAAAGAAGAACCAAUGUCACCUGACUAUAAACCAGAUAUGGCAAAUUUCCAUAAUAUCAAGAGAUCACUCUCUCCAAUGGAAAAACCUAAAAUCAAGCUGUCACCAAGUUCUUCACCUCAAACCAUCAUCAAGGAAGAUGUUUUGCUUAGUUCUGUCAGGGACAGCAACGCUGACAGCGAUACUGAUUAUAUUCCACCUUCAAAUGACACUCCACAAGAAAGCAGCACCAUGCCUCAAGAUGCCAACUCUCAGAACGGUGACAAUUUGAAUGAAAGUGAUGUUACAGAUUUAGCAAAUGGCGUGUCCCAAGAUAUCAUGACCCUUGAUGAUCAAGAUAUGCCUGAUGUGGGAAAUAUGCCAGAUGAUGAUGAUGAUGUCAGUGGUGGCACAGGUAGUGGCCCAGAUAAUGUGGGUAAUGCCCAACAAAAUGCAAGUAAUGUCUCAGAUAAUAAUAGUACUGUUGAUUAUAACAAUAGUGCAGAUAUUAGUAGCACUGAUGAAGGUAAUUUACCUGAUACCAAUGUACCAGAUGAUGCUAACCUUAGUUCACAAACUGAGCCACCAACAUCUCCAACAUCCUCGUUGUUGGACAACUCAAAUAAUAUCAUGGAGAACAUAAAAUUGCAAAAACAGGAGCUUUGUACUGAAGAAGAAGAUGUAGUUGUGGUUGAAGGGCAAUCGUCAGAAGUGCCAAGUACAUCGGCCGAUACCAGAGUGCCAGCUGAAACUCACAAACAUGAUUGUGGUGCAGAAGCAUGUUCUAGCAAUGGUGCAUCAUCAACAGUGUGUUUGUGUACACAAGAAGAAAAGUCCAAACAAGAAACAGCUGCUGAAAAAGUUAGAAACACAGGUAUAGUUUUUCCCCAUAGUUAGUUGUGGUAUUGACAAAACACAGACUAAUAAUAUUCAUUCUAAAUUUUGGGCAUGACAUGGUCUGAAAUAUUUUUCUCAGUCUCCAACUACCAGGAUUCAAAGUUUAGUAUCCCCCCUGAGCAUCCAGUAUCCCACUUCUGGAUAGUGGCUACUGGUACCAUAAGUAUUAUACCCUGACUUGUCCAAAUAAGUUUCCAAAUAAGUUUCACUGUUACAAAUUACAAUAAUAACAAGAGACUCAACAGUCAACAACUAAACAAUUCAUUAAAACACUAAAAUCCACAUAAUCCUUCAACAAACGUCUAUAUGCUAGUCCUCAAUGAGGAAAGACUGAUGGCAAACUGAUAACAGCUCUCCAAAUUACUGUCGGACAUCAGACAAUGUGACUAAAUUUGGCCAAAUGUCCGAGCAAAAGUAAUUUUGAUCGGACAGUGAUCUGAUCACAACAAAAAAUUGUCACAUUAUACAUUUUUUUGCUGUGAUAGAUGCGAUUGCAAAUUCACUCAAUUGUCAUUUUGCAAUAAAAUUUACGAGGCGUUCUAGCAUUGAAUCUUACUUAAUGUUGCACCGGAAUGGCAUAUAUAUAUAUAUAUAUAUAUACUUGUCUUGUGACUUAUAUCUACAUCUUGUGACGUAUAUAUGUUUGACCAAAUUUAGUGAUGUUGGUUUUUGUCCGACCAAAUUCAAGUUAUGUCUGACCAAAAUUAAAAGUGAUCAGACAAAUGUCCUGUCAAGUCAAAUAUUUAUUUGCAGCCCUGUGAUAAUAUUCAAAAGCUAUCAGGAGCCUGUCAAGGUGUUUAAAAUAAACUAACAUUUUCUUAAUAAUCAUGUUUCGCUCACUACUCUGGUUUAAAUAAAUGAUUACAAAGCCCAGUCGAAUUGUAAUCAAGACCCUUCUUAAUGUUUGACAUUUUCUUAGUUGCAGGCCUCGAAUUUGCAGGCCUCCAGUUGCAGGCCUCAAAUUUGAGAAAAAUGAAGGCAGGGCCAGUUUGUCCUUGAAUGUUACUAAGUUUUUCAGGGCAUCAAGCAUCAAGGCCAGUACACAGGGCAUCAAGAUUCAAGGCCAGUUUGAAAAUUUUAUUCAGUUGCUAUUUUGAAGUUUCAAAUAACAUUUGAGUUUCCAUGAGCCAAGAAAAAUAUACAGAACAGCAACAAUAUUCAAAAAAAUGCCAAACAAAAUUAUGGAUAUUUUAAUACAUGAUUCAACAGACAGGCUGAUGGAAAGGUGCAUUUAAAUACUAUUUUAGAUUUAUUGCCAAUUUUACAAAUCAUGCACUUGGUUUUCUAAAGUCUAAGUACUGUAGUCUGGGGUUGAGGGCAGGCCACUACUGGCCGUGGAUUUCAGUAUAUUUCGAGGGCAUAGCGGCCAACAAGCAGGGCAUCGACGGCCAGUGGCCACCGCUAAAUUUGAGGCCUGUAGUCGGGAUACAAGUCAUUCAAAGUUUGGCACCAGCCAUCACAUUUGAAUAAUACUCUGAUAUAAAAAGGCUCUGCACGAAACAUGUAAAGUAGUUUGUCCAUUUUGAUAUUAUAUAAUUCAUGGUUGCUUACAACCUUUCACUUAAAUAUCCAGUCCCAAAUUUUGCCAAAAAAUCAAGAAAAGUGAAUCUUCUAGAAAACAUGCGCAUUGAAAUCUGCAAUUGUCUCCUGUAUUUUCUCCUUAUUUAAUUCUCUAAAUUAUACAAACAAACCAGCGAAGAUUGACAAAUAGAUAAACGGAAAGUAAGUUUUAGGCUUUGUCCUUAUUUAACAAAAUCGAUUUAAAUUGUUACGUUUUUCUACCACUAAGUGAUGAUAAAUUAUUCUUAAUAAUUUUAUUAUUUUUUGGAUGCUCAGAAUGCAGGAAAUAGCAUUUCCAGGUUUCAAAUUUCAAAAAUUUUCUGGGGAUUAUCCCUCUAAUAAAUAAUAUCCCUCUAAUAAAUAAUAUCCCUUUAAGGAUUAUCCCUCUAAUAGAUAAAUUACGGUUAAUAUUCUUUUUUACUUUUUGUGCAUUUUUUCCUUCUUUUAUUUCAAAUACAAGUAUAGUUAGCACAAAUUUUAGAGCAAAUUUGGAUGCUCAGAAUGCAGGAAAUGACAUUUCCAGGAUUCAAAUUUCAAACAUUUUCUGGGGGAGUACUCCCCCAGACCCCCAUUCAUAAGUGGUAUAUUGGCCACACAUGUGGUCUUUAGCCAUUGCUAUCCCCCUCUAAUAUAUUAUCUCGCAGAAAGGUCCCUUUUCAAAAAAUGUCCCCCCACGGGAAAAUCCUUAAAAAAGGCCCUGAGUCAGAACCCAGACAUUCUAUGAUUUCUUAUUGAAUUUGAAUUGAACCACAAAAGUAACCAGCUUGCAGAUCUGGAAAAUAUAUUUCUGUUCCUGGCAGCAAAUUAUAUAAGUAAAUUAUAUAAGAUGACAAAAAAUACUUGCAAGAUGUGAAAAUUCUCCAAAAAUUCCUGCCUGUUUCUUUAAAAUUUCCUUGGUGGUACUGGACAUUUCCAGCACUGCAGCCUUGUGGAAUGAGUGACUGUUGCCAAUGGUGAUUACUUAAUGUAGGACUGCUAAUAAGACACUUUGGCUGCGUAAUAAAAACAGGUUAAGGGUUACCACACAGUGGUUAUUAAACACUGAUAAAUGACAAUGUUCAAUUAACAGUUCCAUUAAAAUUAUGAGGCAAUACUGUAAUUUAUAUCCAAACGCACCAGCUUAGGUGCUUUGAUUAUUAAUGUGUUGUAGAAGCAUCUGAACUCCUGGAUGGUUUAAAGGCUGCUGGAUUUGUACCUCUUGUUCGACAGUUGUUGGAGAAUGUCCAAGGACAAAGUGAUACAAGACUAUCUCAAAUGGAGGGAGAGCUGAACAGUGAGUUUUUGGAAUUUUUUCUCUUAACCAUUGUAAUUUCUGGGUUAAAAGAUGCAAAGUAUUAAUACCAAUUUACAGGAUGAAACCCAAUCUGGAUACAUCCAGAAUUAAUUCUAACCUUUUAACUUUUUAAAUGUAAAUACACUUAACACUGGUUCAAUCCGGAAAACCAUGCACAAGUGAGAGUAUGUUUAUUAGUAAUACAUACUGUAAUCUGUAUGAGAACAUUGAAAAUUCAACCUAUUUUGAUGAUGAUUUGUGUAAGGAAUUUGCAAAAGAAAGCUUAAGAAAGCAUUGGUAAUAUAUUUUAAUAAAAUUGCACUGUUUCAUCCACGAAUUGUUUUCAUCAUUCAUUAUAUAGUGGAAUCUUGUAUAAUUACCAUUUACACUCCAAAUGUUAUUUUAAUUUUAGCACUUGGAAACCAAAUAAACCAGAAGAGAAAGGCUAAUAGGCAACUUCAAAAAAGUAUAAAAAAAAAAGCAGGAGAGUUAGAGAAGUUGUUUGAUAAUUUGAGAAAAGGCAAGUCGCUUUGCGAGAUGCUUGAGCAAAAACACAAAGCUCUCCAAGUGGAAAAAGCUACUGUUGAAGAAAAAGUGAAGAAAUGUUUGGAGGUUUUAAACUCUGUUGACUAAAAACUGACUGUAAAUAUGUUAAUAUUUUUAACGAUUUUCAAACGUUCAUAGCAGAAGCACGUCAGUUCUCGAAAAUUUUGGUCGUGGAUUAAAUAAGUUGAUUUAAAAAGAAUUCAUUAAACUCUAAUGCUGGGUAUUGUUUUCGUUAUCUUCCAUUCUUUUCGAGAUAUUUGUAAUUUGAUGGAUAUGUAAAAUAAACUGUAAAUCCUGAAACUAGUAUUAAACUUAAGCAUUCCAAAGCAAAAUAAACGGUAAAUACGUAAUAUUACGAAUUAGAAACAGAAAAUUUCGGCUCCUAGUUUCACCCUGGCCCUGCCAAUAAUGAUGUUAUGUAAUCAACAUCAAACAAAUUUUAAUAUGAUAAAAACGAAGACAGAUGAGAUGACGAAAAUAUAAAUAACUUGCGUUACAGUUUUAAGAGUCAAAAUCCAUUGUUUAUUGGCAUUGCAUCGAAUUUCGCUUUAAUUUUAACGGAGAAGUAAUUAAAAAUGGAUCUUUAUACAAACUACUUACGUCUUUACGACAAUGUAAAAUUGUCUACUCAUUCAAUUUGUCUAUAUGUAUAACCAACAGGAAAUGUUUGGGGGAUAGGUGUGUGUUCAAACGAUUUUGUGUUCUUGAACGAUCGAUAUUAGCGAUGUUCUUCUUGUUUCGGGUUUAUAGGAUAUUGUUAUGCAAUUAUUGUUACGCAGGACAAAAUUUGUAAAGUGAGAUUUGUUACAUUCAAGUGAGUGCAGAUAAACGUUUUGUGUAAUUAAAAGCAAAAGUCAAAAACACAACAGUCGAGAACAUCAAAACUAAUUAGCUUUAAUAAACCUUAAUAUCGUUUUGUUUUGUAGUAAAGUUGGUUAGUGGUAUAUUUUUAAUAAAUCUCAAUGUAAAUUAAAUAAUUGUGCGAAACCGUAUAUAUACAGUUUUGUGAUGAAGACUGAAGGGCAAAAGGGGUUUUGUUAAAAAUCUUGACUCCUUGUUUCCAACAGACGUUGAACGGCUUGGAGUUGCGCUCAUUAGGAUCGUAUCUGGUGAGAUCAUAGUAAUGUCCCACAAAUUCGAACUCCAUUUUCCGAAUUAUUAAAUUUGGAAAUUGUAUUCCAGUUUACUGUUUGUUUCACACCCAUCUCAGCGAUCAGUCGACGAGCUUAUCACAUACUUUCUAAUUAUUUCCAGCACAGCUAUUCGGCCAUUCUAAUGUAACAUCAAGAACUGUCCUGGGUAGAUGACUUAGAUGUUACUAACCUCAUGACUAUUAAUUAACUUUAACUAUUUUUUAUUCAACUGGGGUCAGAAGAUUAGACUGUCGUC